CUUCCAUCGUACUCAUGCAAGCCUUGCAGUUACCACAUCCACCUAAAAUGUUCCGAAUUACCUAAAAAAAUCAGACACCCUUUCGACAAAAACCAUCUCCUCUCUGAUCCCUUCUCCCAAAUACCAAGAAGGACGAUUCCGCUGCGAUGCAUGCGGAAAAGAGGGUGACGGCUUCGCUUAUACCACUGCGGAGACUGCGGAAUCGAUCUUCACACGGUUUGUGCCAACAUGCCUUCUCGAGUCACCCACCAAUCUCACCCUCACCACCAACUUUCUUUAACGUUUUCCGUGCCACCGGGAGGACCAGGAUCCGUUACGGCAUCUAGCUUCCGCUGUUGCAUUUGCCGUGGUCUAGGGUCUAACUCGUGGCUCUAUAGCUGCAGAGAGUGUGGUGGAUUCGAUGCUCAUUUGUUGUGCGCUAGAAGAAAAUUAGCUGCUACUACAAAUUUGGUCCAGCAUGUUCAAAACCGGAUGCAAUCGCAGCUAAUUAGUACGGCGCCUUUUGUUAAUGUUCCUGGUCCGGUUAUUAAUAAUAAACCGUAUCCUUUGGUGGUGCCGACAACUACGAGUCCUAUGAUUAGAUCGAUGAUUAAUGAGAUGAUUAAUAAUCUUGUAACCAAUACACCGCAAAAUCCAAGCCAGGUCUCUCAGCUUCAUGAAUUGCUCGGACCAUUGGGAAUGGGCAGUGGCGGACCGGUUGAUGGACCCGGUUCAUCUUCGUCUUCUGGUUUUCCGGUUUUGAUCCGUUGGUUUUCACAUCAGUUGACCCGUCGGUGUUUGCUGGAUUUGACCCUUCUUUGCUUUCUACUUUAUUCUCCGGACUUGAUUUCUUCUCCUGAUUAAUGUUUUCGAACAUGCAGAUCUCUAUACCUUUUGACCUAUUUUUAUUCAUUAGUAUCAUUACGUUUCUAGAGAAAUAUAAUUUGAGUUAUCUACUCAAUGUUAUUGCG
Molecule: messenger RNA, 950 nt
Organism: Camelina sativa (false flax)
Lineage: Eukaryota; Viridiplantae; Streptophyta; Magnoliopsida; Brassicales; Brassicaceae
Source: RefSeq, a predicted model, not a curated record